AUGCAACAAAAUAAGGAGAAUUCGUUUUAUGUAUUUAAUGAUAAAUUAUUCUUGACAGAUAUUGAGACUACCAAUACUUAUAUUUACUUUUCAUUCAAUUUUGAUCAAUAUAUUACUAGAAUUCCUAUUGGAGAUUUGGAUACAAAGUCUAUUUAUUGUGAUGAAUUUUAUCAUGGAGUUUGUCAAUCAUUUGAAUCUUUAUUUACAAAGAAUGUUUCUAUUCGAUCGAGACUAAUGUCAUCCAUACCUCAUGGAAAUAUGGAAAUUAUUUACAACAAGCAGGCUAUCUAUUCAGAUGUGGAACAUUAUGUAAAGAAAAAUGUAAAGAGAAUUACACAAGAUGGUAGUCUCUCAUAUAAUUUAGUGAACCAUAAGAAUAGUCACUGCUUACAAUACUCUGCCACCAUAAUAGAAAUUAACAAUUCCAAUUAUAUAGUCCUUAAACACAAGAAUAAGGUGGUACAUGUUGUGGACGAUAUUCCUAAUAUUUCAAAUUUAGAGCUCGAUAUUUUUCCAGAUGGAAGCUUGUAUCUUCUCUAUACUACCACUGAUGAAAAGUAUAGGACUAAUAAGGCAUUCUAUAGAAAAUAUUCAGAUAGCGAAUUCAUCUCGUUUAGAGAAAAACUCUUGUUGGAAGAGUUGGAUGAUAAAUUCUUUAUAGAUAUUGGACGAACUAAAGACAAUGACCUCAAAUACAUUUCUAUCAAUAGCAAGACAACGACAGAAGUUCAUGCAUUGAUUCCAACAAAUGAUAUGGAUUUUGAGUUAAAAUGCAUUCAAAAAAGAAAGGAGGGAUCUCAAUACUUUUUCGAAUACCACAAAGAAACUGAAACAUGCUAUAUUAUCACAAACAACGAUCCUGAGUCAGAUUUGGAUAUUUUCUCAGUCUCUAGGGAGAACCUUCUGAAAGGAGAAGAUGACAAGACGGUCCUUUUUACCCACAAGAAGGGCCAGACAAUUCAUGAGAUUGAUAUUUUCUCCAAUUUUCUCGUCAUUUACUUGAUAGAGAACAGUAUUCCAAAAUUACUCAAGUAUAACAUUUCAACAAGAGAAUUUUCAUACUUGCCAAUACCAGAAAAUACUCAUUAUAUUGAAAUUGGAGCCAAUUUAGAUUAUAAUGGCUCAUUUUAUAAUAUCAAAUGCCAUUCCCUCAUUCGCAGAAAUCCAAUCCUUGUAAAAUUUGAUUUGAAGGACGAUUCAGCUACCACUCUCUUUAAUUCCCAUAUCAUUGCAAAUGAUAAUCUAGUAACCGAGUCGAUAGUAAUUGAGAAUAAUAUUCCUAUUACCAUUCUUUACGAUAAGACCACUGUUACAGACCAUAGCAAGUGUUUUUUAAUUGGGUAUGGAGCAUACGGAACUCACCUAAUGGAAGAUUUACAAAUUGCUGAUAAUACCCUAUUCUAUGCCUAUAGAGAAUACUUUUUAAAGAGAGGAUACAUUUUCGUCUAUGCUCACGUGAGAGGUGGAAAGGAGAAUGGAAUUCAAUGGUACAAGGGAGGAGUGAAAGAAUUAAAAUCAAAUAGUAUGAAGGAUUUGAAAUCGGUAACCAAUUACUUGGUCAACGAGAAGAAACUCACUAGGAAUGGACUAUUUAUUGGACGUGGAAUCAGUGCAGGUGGAUUAUUAAUGAUGAGCACUUCUCUAAUGUACAGAAAUGAGAAUAUUUUCAAUACACUUGUAUUGAAAGUACCAUUCUUGGAUGUUUUGACAACCAUGUUGGAUGAAUCAUUACCACUCACAGAACACGAGUUUGAUGAAUAUGGAAGUCCAAAAGAGAGCAAGGAAAUUGCCCAUCUCAUGAUGUCUUACUCUCCAUAUCAUUUAAUCAUGCAAGGAAAAGAUGAUUUCAACACCAAUCUUUAUGUUACAGGAAGCAUUGAUGAUUUUAAAUGUCCUCUUUGGAAUAUUGCAAAAACAAUGGCCAUUAUUAGAAAACGAAAUCUCACUCAACCAACAAACAAACAUCAAGUACUCAAAGUGCACAAGCAUGGUCAUAUGGAUGAAGUAUGCACACAAACAUUCUAUGAUGAUGUUUCGAGGGAAAUUUUGUUUAUUGAAAAGUCCUUCGAAUAA
Molecule: messenger RNA, 2073 nt
Organism: Naegleria gruberi
Lineage: Eukaryota; Heterolobosea; Eutetramitea; Acrasida; Naegleriidae
Exons: 1
Coding region: 1-2073 (690 amino acids)
Biological process (GO): proteolysis
Molecular function (GO): protein binding; serine-type endopeptidase activity
Source: RefSeq, a predicted model, not a curated record